Molecule: messenger RNA, 1890 nt
Organism: Eremothecium gossypii ATCC 10895
Lineage: Eukaryota; Fungi; Ascomycota; Saccharomycetes; Saccharomycetales; Saccharomycetaceae
Gene: REC8
Product: Rec8p
Exons: 1
Coding region: 1-1890 (629 amino acids)
Biological process (GO): mitotic sister chromatid cohesion; meiotic sister chromatid cohesion; synaptonemal complex assembly
Cellular component (GO): cohesin complex; synaptonemal complex
Molecular function (GO): protein binding; chromatin binding
Source: RefSeq, marked provisional
AUGGCGAACUAUCCAUCUAUCCUGUUACAAUACGAAGACACAGAGGGCACCGGGCACUCGGGUGUGUCCAUCGCCUGGCUAUUGUCGAACUUUGGAACCGGGUCUGUGACGCUGGCAUCUUCGGGCGGAACUGGCGGAAGCAUGAAGUGCAAACGGCGCGACAUUCUGAACGUGUCGAUCCCGGAGACGUGCAAGGUUAUUUCAGAGAACGGGGCAGAGCUGCCGCUGCGGUUCAGCUCGAACUUGCUGUACGGGGUGACGGUGUGCUACUCGAAAAAGACUGACUUUAUUUUGUCGGACGUGGUGCAGAUGAAGGGCCAGCUGCAGCGCAAGCUGUUCGGGUUGGAGAGCGCGCUGCGGCAGGGGCGCAUUCCGGAGGGCGCGAAGGACACUGUGUCAGCGCAGGAGUUUCUUGCGGACGACCCGCUGUUUGACGUGGCGCAGUGGGGCAAUGUGAGGCUGGAGCUGGACGGGCCGGACGGCACGCGCUCGCUGGAAAUCAGGCAGCAGGAUUUCCUGCAGGAGCUGAACAACCAGGACGGUUCCUUCGUGGAGGCACAGGCGGGCCGGCGCGGCAGGCUGGGCUCGGUAGAUGAGGAGCUCGCGUCGAUUGACAUGGAUUUGAACUUCGAGAUCGACGACCUGGUGAGCGAAGACGGCAGGCGGCGGGAUGAGCUUGCGUCGGAGCGCAGCGAGGACGAGGCGCGCUUCGAAUUGAACUUUAACGACCCCUUCGAGGAGUCGCAGAACCAGCUGCCCGAUGUGAUCGAGGGUUCCUUGCUCCAGGAGGACGAAGACAUGGCUCCAGAUGCGAAGCACCCCCGUGAGGAGGACCAGGCGGCAGAUGCCGAACAGAGCCCCGAGCCGGAAACCAAGAAACGCAAGAUAGCGGGCGGCGCGGUGGGGCUAGGCAGGCUGGUGUGCGACGAGAAGAUCAGUCUGGCAACCGAGACGUUGAGAGAUAACCACAACAAGUAUGCUGAAAACAUGGAGAUGGGCAGGAAGAGUGGCGGAGUCUCUGUGAAGGGUAGCGCGCCUGGCUGGCACCAGUUGCUCGCCGUGCAGGAGCAACCUGUCUUUUUGCAGAAGGCGUUCUGCGACCUGUUGGGGUCCAGGAACGAGGACGAAAGAAUGGCACAUAUGGAAAGAGGUAGGGCGCUCGCACGCUCCUCUGUUCCAUCAUCGCGGUCUAGCAGUGUGAUGAGUACGGAACAGGGUAGGCGGAUGGGGCCCGGCUUCGAUACCAUGAGGAGAGGGUCAAGCCAAAGCGACACACAGUCUAAUCUCCUACCUGUUUUUCUGGAAGACGACCAAAUGCAACAUGAUACACAACUUGACGCAGACGAUGAAGCUCUGCGUGGAACAGAUUUCAUGAAUGCCGACUUAUUGCCUUCCAGUAUAGGGCGGACGACGAGCAGGUAUGGAACCGCUGAUUCGGGAGAACACAUGGAUAUUCUUCGUAACACCAUGCAAAUCCAAGCAAGAAAUAUAGCGUCCAAGCGCACAGACACAGCAUCCUCUCAGCAAAGUAAUGUUAAGCACUCGUCGAUCGAUUCCGAAAUGAAGGUAGCACACUCAGCAGGACUAGACGAUCAAACGAGAAAGUUUUAUGAAUACAUUAAAGAGAGAGCGGACUUUGUGGGAAAGACAACCAGAUCGCAUGAACCUUAUCACAAGAAGCUAUUAUUCGAGGACCUAAUACCGAGCAAAGUGUCCCAGGAGGACCCCGAAAACCCACAUGACUAUAAAGCAGUUAGCAAGCGCAUCGCUGCUACUGCCUUUCUAUCUCUACUUAACUUGGCCUCGAAGGAACUGGUCAGAUUGGAAACGUUUGACUUGGAAGACAAAUGCGAGGUAAUGAAAGGCGACGACCUUAUUAUCUAUUGCUGA